UGCGCGAGUCCUGGCGCGUGCCCGCCCUCCCGCAACUGUCUGACCCCGCGAGUGGGAGGGGUGGGUCUGGGAACGUUGCGGCGGCUGUCGCCGCGGUUCCAGCAGUCAGAGCUGUUCUGCGGCCAAGCGUGCGCCUGGAGUCCUUCCUUGCCACCUGGGGCGGCCGCCACCCGCCCCCAGAUGGUGGGUCCGGAGGAUGCCGGAGCCUGCUCGGGAAGAAACCCCAAGUUGCUCCCGGUGCCUGCGCCGGAGCCCGUGGGCCAGGACGGGAAGGUAAUCCGGGCCAUGGGCGGCUUUGGCGGAGGCGUCGGCGCUGUGGAGCCGCCGGAGGAGGCUGAGGAGGAGGAGGAGGAAACGCCGCCUAGGCAGCUCCUUCAGCAUUACCUCGCGGCGGCCGGGGAGCAGCUGCAGCCGGGGCUCUGCUACUGUCCGCUCCCCGCUGGCCAAGCCGGCGCCCCGCCGCCCUCGGCAGCCCCGCGAUCGGACGGCUGCCCGCUGGGCUCGGGUUCCAAGCACCGCGGCGCGGAGGUGGCUGAUGGCCGCGCGCCGCGGCACGGAGGCAUGACCAACGGAGACUCGGGUUUUCUGCCGGGCCGGGACUGUCGCGAUCUGGAAGGGGCUCGCGGACUGGCGCGCGUCGGCGGCCGGGAGUCGCGCCGCCGCCGCCCCUGCGGCCGCCUCCGCCUGGAGGGGCCUGGCGACGAGGACGCGGACGGCGUGGGCAGCCCGUCCGACUGGGCCUCGCCGCUUGAGGACCCGCUGCGGAGCUGCUGCCUGGUGGCCGCGGACGCCGAGGAGCCCGAGGGCGCGGGCAGCGGCUCGGGGGACAGCCCGGCCAACAGCUGUAGCGGUAGCGAGGACUCAGAGCAGCCGGGAGUUGGCGCCGGGGGUCCAGAGGAGGGCUCGCCCCCUGCCACCUCGGCUGAGAGGACUAGUGGGGGUGCGGAGCCGCGCCUGGGCUUUUCUGACAUUCACUUGAACUCUCGGAACACUUUCGAGGUGAGCCGCGGUCACAGCGCCAGCGAUCACCUGCCCCCAGCCGGGCCGCCGGUGCCCUUGCCCGCCGCGGAGCAGGGUCCUGCAGGGACUUUGGCCCGGGCUCGACGGAGCGGCGGCUUCGCGGACUUCUUCGCCAGAAACCUUUUUCCAAAAAGGACAAAGGAACUCAAAUCAGUUGUCCAUAGUGCUCCUGGUUGGAAAUUAUUUGGUAAAGUCCCUCCUAGAGAGAAUCUUCAGAAAACAUCCAAAAUCAUUCAGCAGGAAUAUGAAGCACGAACGGGGAGGACUUGUAAACCACCACCUCAGUCUUCAAGACGCAAGAAUUUUGAAUUUGAGCCACUUUCUACCACUGCCCUGAUUCUGGAGGAUCGCCCAUCAAAUCUUCCUGCCAAAUCUGUGGAAGAAGCUUUACGUCACCGACAAGAAUAUGAUGAGAUGGUGGCUGAGGCUAAAAAACGAGAAAUGAAGGAAGCGCAUAAAAGAAAAAGAAUAAUGAAAGAACGAUUUAAGCAGGAAGAAAAUAUUGCAAGUGCAAUGGUAAUUUGGAUCAAUGAAAUACUGCCCAAUUGGGAAGUAAUGCGUAGUACAAGAAGAGUUCGAGAAUUGUGGUGGCAGGGAUUGCCCCCUAGUGUCCGUGGGAAAGUUUGGAGUCUAGCUGUAGGAAAUGAACUAAAUAUCACUCCUGAACUUUAUGAAAUCUUCCUCUCAAGAGCGAAAGAAAGGUGGAAAAGUUUCAGCGAAACAAGUUCAGAGAAUGAUACAGAAGGUGUAUCUGUUGCGGAUCGAGAGGCUAGUCUGGAAUUAAUUAAGUUGGACAUAUCCCGUACAUUUCCAUCUCUCUACAUCUUUCAGAAGGGUGGCCCAUAUCAUGAUGUCUUACAUAGUAUUUUAGGGGCAUACACGUGCUACAGACCUGAUGUUGGUUAUGUCCAAGGGAUGUCCUUCAUUGCAGCAGUGCUCAUUCUCAAUUUGGAAGAGGCAGAUGCCUUUAUUGCAUUUGCCAAUCUCCUGAAUAAGCCAUGCCAGUUGGCCUUUUUUCGUGUGGAUCACAGCAUGAUGUUGAAAUAUUUUGCAACAUUUGAAGUAUUCUUUGAAGAAAAUCUCUCCAAAUUAUUUCUUCACUUCAAAUCUUAUAGUCUUACACCAGAUAUAUACUUGAUAGACUGGAUCUUCACACUAUAUAGCAAAUCACUACCACUUGAUCUGGCCUGUCGAGUCUGGGAUGUAUUUUGCAGAGAUGGGGAAGAAUUUUUAUUUAGGACUGGAUUAGGAAUCCUCCGAUUAUAUGAAGAUAUUCUCCUGCAGAUGGACUUUAUUCAUAUAGCACAGUUUCUAACUAAAUUGCCAGAAGAUAUCGCAUCGGAAAAGCUAUUCAGUUGUAUUGCAGCCAUUCAGAUGCAGAAUAGCACCAAAAAAUGGACUCAGGUCUUUGCAUCUGUAAUGAAGGAUAUUAAAGAAGGAGACAAGAACAGUAGUCCUGCUUUGAAAAGCUAGUCUUCAAAAUUGACAGACUAAUUGACAUAUAAAAUGUGGUUUUUGGAUAAAGGUUUUUUGUUUCCUAUGUAAAAGGCGUGGAAGAAAAUGUUGGAGAUAUCUAAAAGAAUCAAGAGGUGGAAGACUGCUAAUUUUACAUUUUAUGGCUGAAGGAAAUGAAAUGAGUAACUUAUUGACAGUAUUAAACUAUUAUUUUGUAGGUAGAGUCAUUUUUCAAAGGAAAAAGUUUAAAUGGUGAGUUUAUACUCCACAAUUUGGAGUAAACAGUUUAAUGCAAUAAAUUUUUAAAAUAGCUUUGGAGAU
Molecule: messenger RNA, 2796 nt
Organism: Piliocolobus tephrosceles (Ugandan red Colobus)
Lineage: Eukaryota; Metazoa; Chordata; Mammalia; Primates; Cercopithecidae
Gene: TBC1D12
Product: TBC1 domain family member 12
Exons: 13
Coding region: 181-2493 (770 amino acids)
Biological process (GO): regulation of GTPase activity
Molecular function (GO): small GTPase binding; GTPase activator activity
Source: RefSeq, a predicted model, not a curated record